Homalodisca vitripennis (glassy-winged sharpshooter) is the source of this 2091-nucleotide messenger RNA. Its product is annotated as glycine-rich cell wall structural protein 1.8-like. NCBI's taxonomy places the organism in Eukaryota, Metazoa, Arthropoda, Insecta, Hemiptera, Cicadellidae. The transcript is spliced from 3 exons. The record is from RefSeq and is a predicted model, not a curated record. The coding region runs from base 1 to 2091 and encodes 696 amino acids.
AUGGCAGGCAGACGUGUGGUGUCCGGUGUACCGCAGGUGGACAACAACAGCGACAUGCGGAUAACCAACACUCUCAGCAUGGCUGGACCAGCUUUAGUAGUAAUGGUCGUAUUAAUAUCUUCCAAAGAGGCAGCGACCAAUCCUUUAACGCCUGAGAAAAUCCUUCUUCAUGCGGAAGAUCAAACAAGCAAGAAAAUACAAAACAUAGUACCCGGAGAAAAACAGAAAAAUGCAGAAGGAGAUCUGAACGCGAGCGAGGCUUUCACUCAUCACCACUACCACUCUGGGCAUGCAGACCAUGCACACAAACACGAGGGUCAUGCAAAGCAUGAGCACAAACAUCAAGGAAAAGCCGAACAUGCUCAUCACCACGGUGGACAGUUUGGUCAUGGCCACAAACAUCACGGACAUGCCUCGCACGAGCACAAACAUCACGGAUCCGCUGAACAUUCCCAUCAUCAUGGUGGAGAGUUUGGUCAUGGCCACAAGCACCACGGAUCCGCUGAACAUUCUCAUCAUCAUGGUGGAGAGUUUGGUCAUGGCCACAAGCACCACGGAUCCGCUGAACAUUCUCAUCAUCAUGGUGGAGAGUUUGGUCAUGGCCACAAGCAUCAUGGAUCCGCUGAACAUUCUCAUCAUCAUGGUGGAGAAUUCGGACACGGACACAAGCAUCAUGGUUCAGCCGAACAUUCACAUAAACAUGGCGGAGAAUUCGGACAUGGACACAAGCAUCAUGGAUCAGCUGAGCAUUCUCAUCACCAUGGUGGAGAAUUCGGACAUGGGCACAAGCAUCAUGGUUCAGCCGAACAUUCACAUAAACAUGGUGGAGAUUUCGGACAUGGACACAAGCAUCAUGGUUCAGCCGAACAUUCACAUAAACAUGGUGGAGAAUUCGGUCACGGGCACAAGCAUCAUGGAUCAGCUGAGCAUUCUCAUCACCAUGGUGGAGAAUUCGGACAUGGGCACAAGCAUCAUGGUUCAGCCGAACAUUCACAUAAACAUGGUGGAGAAUUCGGUCACGGGCACAAGCAUCAUGGAUCAGCUGAGCAUUCUCAUCACCAUGGUGGAGAAUUCGGACACGGGCACAAGCAUCAUGGAUCAGCUGAGCACUCUCAUCACCAUGGUGGAGAAUUUGGUCACGGGCACAAGCAUCAUGGUUCUGCGGAGCAUUCACAUAAACACGGUGGAGAAUUCGGACACGGACAUAAGCAUCACGGAUCAGCUGAACACUCUCAUCACCAUGGUGGAGAAUUUGGUCACGGGCACAAGCAUCAUGGUUCAGCUGAGCAUUCACAUAAGCACGGUGGAGAAUUCGGACACGGACACAAGCAUCAUGGCUCGGCGGAACAUGCUCAUCACCAUGGUGGAGAAUUCGGUCACGGACACAAGCAUCACGGCUCGGCGGAACAUGCUCAUCAUCAUGGUGGAGAAUUCGGACACGGACACAAGCAUCAUGGCUCUGCAGAACAUGCUCAUCACCACGGUGGAGAAUUCGGACACGGACACAAGCAUCACGGCUCGGCGGAACAUGCUCAUCACCAUGGUGGAGAAUUCGGACACGGACACAAGCAUCAUGGCUCUGCAGAACAUGCUCAUCACCAUGGUGGAGAAUUCGGACACGGACACAAGCAUCACGGCUCGGCGGAACAUGCUCAUCACCAUGGUGGGGAAUUUGGACAUGGACACAAGCAUCAUGGAUCUGCAGAACAUGCUCACCACCAUGGUGGAGAAUUCGGACACGGGCACAAGCACCAUGGAUCUGCGGAACAUGCUCACCAUCAUGGCGGAGAGUUCGGACACGGACACAAGCAUCAUGGGUCAGCAGCUCAUGCUCAUAAACACUCUGGUAGCGCCAACCAUGGCCACCAUCACUCUGCACCCGAUGAUGACAGUCAUGGAGGUGGUAAUAGCGGUGGUCAUCACGAUUUUGAUGUCACUUACUUUGCUAACGCCCGUCUCUUCCAAGACGAUGCUGCAAGCCAGGUAUUCGCCAUUCCUGCUGAAGCUCAAGUUCGAGGAAUUGUGAUUCCGGCCGAUCCUGUGAUUGGGGUCCUACAGCAACCAACAGUCGAGCUUAUUCAACACCCUUGA